Messenger RNA from Staurois parvus, 336 nucleotides. The record is from the annotation of a GenBank genome assembly. NCBI's taxonomy places the organism in Eukaryota, Metazoa, Chordata, Amphibia, Anura, Ranidae.
UGUGGGCACCUGGCUGUUACAGCUUGUGGCUUCACAUCCGGGUGCCCACUGUCAAAUUUGGGUACCUGCUCCCCAAGGGUCUGCAGUCUCGGGUCAUCUCCUGUACUAUGUCCGCAGUCUCUGGUCAUCUCCUGUACUAUGUCCACAUUCUCUGGUCAUCUCCUGUACUAUGUCCACAGUCUCUGGUCAUCAUCUCCUGUACUGUCUGCAGUCUCUUGGUCAUCUCAUGUACUGUCCGCAGUCUCUGGCCAUCUCCUGUACUAUGUCCGCAGUCUCUGGUCAUUUCCUGUACUAUGUCCGCAGUCUCUGGUCAUCUCCUGUACUAUGUCCGCAGUC